AUGAGCGAUGAGGCCGUGAACCCCUCUGGCCACGCGGCGGCCGUGGAGCCGUAUGAGGCCUCGAAUCCGCUCGCGCCUGUACUCCCGAAUCCCCAAAGUGCACUCUCAGUAAAAGGCACGGCGUCGCGCUCAUGGCUUGCCAAUGUCCGCCGACCACGCACUUCGCCAGGACCCCGCGCAUUUUCUUUGAAGCGCACGCCGCCACACGCAGACGAUGACGAUCGCAGAGAUUCGGCCCUGGCCUCGUCCAGCGGUACCAUCGUCAACGAACCGCCUUCACCAAGGAGUCUGCGCAGGACGCCAAGCCUGCCUGCCAUUGUGAUUCACGACGAGCGCUCAUCCAGGACAGAACAUGCACACGACGAAGACGACGCUGCUUUUUCCCGGCUUGAUUGCAUCAUACCCACUGGCGGCUUUGACGACAUUUCCUCGGAUGCGCUGAUAUCUUUUUCGAAGCGGGGCAGCAUGAUGUUGGGUGGCAAAAGGGCAAACAGGAAGAGUAGACAGAUGGAUUUGCUUGUGGAAGGCGCGCCCACACCGAGUGCGCCGCCGCGACCGGAAGAGGAGGUGGUGAAAGAGACGAAAGAGGAGGAGGAGCAGGCAGAAUUACGAGAGCAAACACAGCGAGAGUCUCAAGAGCAACCACAACCCACCUCCGACCAAAUGCAACAGGAAUCCCCGCAACCCCCACCCCCCACCGCGAGACUCCUCUCCCCACGAGCAACCUCUCGUGUUUCCGGUAGAUCGCGAUCCAUAAGCCACCGUGUUCUUUCCGCUGAUGAGAUGACCUUGUCGCGCAAGGUGCGCUGCAUGUACAUGCACGGAAACGAGAGCGCCGUCAACUGGGAUGCGCCAGAGGAAGACAGCAGGAGCAUUCAGAACAGUUAUCGUGGUAAUAGCAGUGUCAACAACAUGGCCAUGGAAGUUAUCGAGGACGAUAGCUCCCUUAUGAGCUCGAGGCGCGGCAGCGUCAUUGUCAAGGAGCCCACUGAGGCUGCUGGUGGGCUGGAGGACUGGGCUGAUCUUGAAGGCGGCGAGGUUGAUCGAUAUGGCUUCAUUAUCCCCAAGAGGACGAGAUCGAAAUCCAACAGCGAAGGCAUAGACGGUCCCGACGAACCGCACAUGCAACGAGUCACCACGACACUGCAGUUGUUGUCUGAAGAGCCUAGACGUCGCCGAUUGGGCCGGAGUGUCUCACGCGCGCCUUCCACAAAGUCUGGCGGUCCUCGAGCCGGCUCGCUCAAACGAAGAUUUUCCGGCAGGUCUUCCAGGCCUGCUAGAUCUAUCUUCUCUGGAAAGACAUCGGAUUCCCGUACGACCUUCCAGCCUUUGCGCCAUGCGGCGAACAAACUACCUCACAACCGCGACCGCCGAUUGAGAGACGAAGCGAGCGACAUGCUCAAACUACCGCCAGGCUUGGCUGAGGUUGCCGAACAGAAGGAGGGCGGUAGGGCUGCCCGAGCUAUGAAGGCAAAAGAAAUCGAGCGGAAUGAAAAAUGGCGAAAGAUGGCAAAGGUUGUCAAAGCAGGCGCAGACAAGGGGGGCAUGCUUUUCGAGUUCGAGACCAAAGACCCAAAAGUCAUAUCUCGCACGUGGAAAGGUAUUCCGGAUCGCUGGAGAGCGACUGCAUGGUACUCCUUCCUGGCUGCAAGCGCCAACGCGGAUGCCGACAGUCCAACUGAGGAAGAACUUAUUGUCAACUUUUAUGAGCUUCAAGAAGAGAGUUCCGCAGACGAUGUCCAGAUCGAUGUUGAUGUCCCACGCACCAUCAACAGACACAUCAUGUUCCGACGCCGAUAUCGUGGUGGGCAGCGACUACUUUUUCGUGUACUUCACGCAAUGUCAUUGUAUUUGCCCGAAACGGGUUAUGUUCAAGGUAUGGCCUCUUUGGCGGCCACGCUUCUGUGCUAUUAUGAAGAGGACCGGGCAUUUGUGAUGCUCGUCCGAUUGUGGCAGCUUCGAGGCAUGGAGAGGCUCUAUGAGGCAGGAUUUGAAGGCCUCAUGGAGGCUCUUGAAGAUUUUGAGCUCAACUGGCUGCGCGGAGGUGACAUUGCGCAGAAGCUUACAGACCUGGGCAUCACAUCAACCGCAUACGGCACACGAUGGUACCUCACUUUAUUCAAUUACUCGUUACCAUUUCCAGCACAACUCCGCGUUUGGGACGUAUUCAUGCUGUUGGGUGACAAGUCGCACGCUACUACACCGGGAUCCAAGUUCAGCGCAGAUAUGGAUGUCUUGCAUGCUACAUCAGCUGCACUCAUCGAUGCAACACGAGAAAUCCUGCUUGAUUCGGACUUUGAGAAUGCCAUGAAGGUCCUGACAUCAUGGAUCCCGAUUAAAGACGAGGAUCUACUGAUGCGGGUAGCCAAGGCAGAAUACAAGAUGAGGAAGAAGCGAGCCAAUGCCUGA
Molecule: messenger RNA, 2409 nt
Organism: Bipolaris oryzae ATCC 44560
Lineage: Eukaryota; Fungi; Ascomycota; Dothideomycetes; Pleosporales; Pleosporaceae
Exons: 2
Coding region: 1-2409 (802 amino acids)
Source: RefSeq, a predicted model, not a curated record